GCGCAGGCGCGAUUCCGGAGGCCGAGCAGCGGGCGGCGGGGCGGGGCGGGGCGGGGCGGGCACGGAGUGAGUCUGCGCACUGCGCGCUCUCGCCCGCGGAGCCGCAGUCUCGGGAGCGCCGCGGAGGUGUUUCGGGCGUCUCUGGCGAGCCUUUGCCGCGAACCGGCUGUCGCUGGGCUGCGCCCCGAGCGGGGACGUCCGCCGGGCGCGGGUGCGGGCCACGAUGCCGAUCAAUAAAUCAGAGAAGCCAGAAAGCUGCGAUAAUGUGAAGGUGGUUGUUAGGUGUCGGCCCCUCAAUGAGCGAGAGAAGUCAAUGUGCUACAGACAGGCUGUCAGUGUGGACGAGAUGAGGGGAACCAUCACUGUGCAUAAGACUGACUCUUCCAAUGAGCCUCCAAAGACAUUUACUUUUGAUACUGUUUUUGGACCAGAGAGUAAACAACUUGAUGUUUAUAACUUAACUGCAAGACCUAUUAUUGAUUCUGUUCUUGAAGGCUACAAUGGGACUAUUUUUGCAUAUGGACAAACUGGAACAGGCAAAACUUUUACAAUGGAAGGUGUUCGAGCUGUUCCUGAACUUAGAGGAAUAAUUCCCAAUUCAUUUGCUCACAUAUUUGGUCAUAUUGCAAAAGCAGAGGGUGAUACCAGAUUUUUGGUUCGAGUGUCUUAUUUGGAAAUAUAUAAUGAAGAAGUUCGUGACCUUUUGGGCAAGGAUCAGACACAAAGGUUAGAGGUUAAAGAAAGACCCGAUGUGGGAGUUUAUAUCAAAGAUUUAUCAGCUUAUGUGGUAAAUAAUGCUGAUGACAUGGAUAGAAUUAUGACACUAGGCCACAAAAAUCGUUCUGUUGGUGCAACUAAUAUGAAUGAACAUAGUUCCCGUUCUCAUGCCAUCUUCACAAUCACCAUAGAGUGCAGUGAAAAGGGUGUUGAUGGAAACAUGCAUGUCAGGAUGGGGAAGCUCCAUCUUGUAGAUCUUGCUGGUUCAGAAAGACAAGCGAAAACUGGAGCUACUGGACAGCGCCUAAAGGAAGCUACAAAGAUCAAUCUUUCUCUUUCCACCCUUGGUAAUGUAAUUUCUGCCUUGGUUGAUGGAAAAAGCACUCACGUACCUUAUCGUAACUCUAAAUUGACACGUCUUCUCCAGGAUUCCUUAGGAGGAAAUUCAAAAACCAUGAUGUGUGCAAAUAUUGGGCCAGCAGAUUACAAUUAUGAUGAAACUAUCAGUACGUUACGGUAUGCCAACCGUGCUAAGAAUAUUAAAAAUAAAGCUAGAAUUAAUGAAGAUCCAAAGGAUGCUUUGCUUCGUCAGUUUCAGAAAGAAAUAGAAGAACUGAAAAAGAAGCUUGAAGAAGGGGAAGAAAUAUCAGGCUCUGAUAUCAGUGGGUCAGAAGAAGAUGAUGAUGAAGAGGGUGAGAUUGGAGAAGAUGGAGAGAAAAGGAAAAAAAGAAGGGAUCAAGCAGGUAAAAAGAAAGUUUCUCCAGAUAAAAUGGUUGAAAUGCAAGCAAAAAUUGAUGAGGAGAGAAAAGCACUUGAAACAAAGCUUGACAUGGAAGAAGAAGAAAGAAACAAGGCUAGAGCUGAAUUAGAGAAACGGGAAAAAGAUCUACUUAAAGCCCAACAAGAACAUCAGUCUUUGCUAGAAAAAUUAUCUGCCCUGGAGAAGAAGGUAAUUGUUGGUGGUGUUGAUUUGUUGGCCAAAGCUGAGGAACAAGAGAAACUUCUUGAAGAAUCUAAUAUGGAACUGGAAGAAAGAAGGAAAAGAGCAGAGCAACUUCGCAGAGAACUUGAGGAAAAAGAACAAGAACGCUUAGAUAUUGAAGAAAAAUAUACCAGUUUGCAAGAGGAGGCACAGGGAAAGACGAAGAAAUUAAAGAAAGUUUGGACUAUGCUUAUGGCUGCCAAGUCAGAGAUGGCUGAUCUCCAGCAAGAACAUCAGAGGGAAAUCGAAGGCCUUCUGGAGAACAUUCGGCAACUUAGCCGGGAGCUUCGGCUUCAGAUGCUUAUUAUCGACAACUUUAUACCUCAGGAUUAUCAGGAAAUGAUUGAAAACUAUGUGCAUUGGAACGAAGACAUAGGAGAAUGGCAGCUAAAAUGUGUUGCAUAUACAGGAAACAACAUGAGGAAGCAAACCCCAGUACCUGAUAAAAAGGAGAAAGAUCCGUUUGAAGUGGACCUUUCCCAUGUGUAUCUCGCUUAUACUGAGGAGAGUCUGCGUCAGUCUUUGAUGAAAUUAGAGAGGCCACGGACUUCAAAGGGGAAAGCGAGGCCAAAGACAGGGAGAAGAUUCAUGUAAAGUAUCAGGGUGGUCAAGGAGAGAUUCUGCGUCAACAUGCUUGUCCCACAAGUGGAAGCCAUUUGACAAGCUUUUCACUUACUUUCUGGAGAAAGGGGACAUUUUUUUGCAGCAGGAAAUUUAAGGUUACUUUGGGGGAGAGGGUGGUGGUACUUCAUCUGUAACAUGUUUUUAAAAUUAUGAUUAUGGUUUUUGGGUGUUUUUUUGUUUUGUUUCUUUUUAAGUCUAUUUUUAAUAGACUCUUAAGGAAGGUCCCUCUCCUUCCUACAGAGCUGUGAAUUAAGGAAUGGGUAGAGUUUACAUUUAAGUAUGCCAGUGUCUGCCCAAUUUCUUAAUGUAUACGUUGUUUUCCUUUAAUUAUUCUUUGUUCUUAAAAUACUAGAAGAAAACAUAGAUCUUUCUAGUGCCUUUGAACUUAUACUGUAGUCUCAUUAAUUUAAAUCAUUAAUAACUUGUAUACUGGCCAAAAUUACAAAUUAUACAGUAAGUUUGUUGCAUCAAUCUCAAAAGCCACACUUUCAUUGUAUUUUAUGUAUAAAUUGUAUUUGUUCAAGUUGUAUAUAUAGAUAUUGUAUGUAUACAUGCAGCAUGGCUAAAUAGGAAUAAAAAUCUUUUCCCUACU
Molecule: messenger RNA, 2915 nt
Organism: Lemur catta (Ring-tailed lemur)
Lineage: Eukaryota; Metazoa; Chordata; Mammalia; Primates; Lemuridae
Gene: KIF3A
Product: kinesin family member 3A
Exons: 18
Coding region: 224-2293 (689 amino acids)
Biological process (GO): microtubule-based movement
Molecular function (GO): ATP binding; microtubule motor activity; microtubule binding
Source: RefSeq, a predicted model, not a curated record